Messenger RNA from Poeciliopsis prolifica (blackstripe livebearer), 1394 nucleotides. RefSeq lists its product as uncharacterized. The record is from RefSeq and is a predicted model, not a curated record. Bases 10 to 1005 code for a protein of 331 amino acids. NCBI's taxonomy places the organism in Eukaryota, Metazoa, Chordata, Actinopteri, Cyprinodontiformes, Poeciliidae. The transcript has 5 exons.
AGCGUGGUGAUGUGGUUAACACGCUGUGGUCCACCGCCAAAUUCAAAUUGUAAGGAAAAAAAGGGGGAGAAAGGGAGCAGCUGCAGCAGAGGACCGACGAUUAUCACAAGUAUCUGUUUGGGGAUUGACCUACCAGUCAAUAACCACACACAAAAUAUGGAUGGGUUUGGAAGAGCUGUGGUUGGAGUCUGGCGGGCGCACACAGUCCUGGAUGAAUCUGAUGGAGCAGAGAGCUCCCCAGAAGUUCCUGAUCGUUUCCGUAAGAUGCCUUCCUCAUCCUCCCUUGGCUCCCUGCGGAUGUCCUUGCGGAAGCGGCUGCCGCUCCGGUCAGUUCAGGCAAAUUCCUUCCCAGAAACAUCGACCACAGAAGUCCAGAAGCAGCAGCCCAAACCCAGCACAGCCCGCAAGCUCUCCCGCAGUGCCAGGAACUCCAUCAGCGAAAUGUGUCAGAGGUUUCAAAGGGCCAGAGAGUUUUCUCGUGAGGAGUGCUUGGUGGCCACCCCGGGUCGAGACCCAGAAAUUGCAGGUGCAUCAUCUUGCACUCCGCAGCGUACUCCUCGUCGAGCUGCAACACCCAGACGCACCCCUCGAUCUGCUGCCAAACCCGGCCGCACGCCGGGGUCCAGAGAACGAAAGACCCCUGAAGCCUCUGUACGUGGGGUGAAAACGGGGAGAGGCAGGAGGCAGCUGGUCCGAAUGGCUGCACUGCGAAGUCCCUUUUCUUCCCCAAACACAGAGAACCAGAGAAUAAAAUUUGACAAAGAUUUGGAGUCUGUUUCCAGUGGAAUCAGAAGGCUCAAACAUCUGUCCAAGGCUUUUGAGGACAUAAUUCGAAGAGAGGACAGGCCUGGUUCAAGCAACCGUCCUGGAGGGGCGAUGAUGAGAAAGUUGGACCCGAGUGGGAAACUCAGUCGGUCCAACCUCACGCGCCGCGCAUCAAAUCUCUCAAACACACUGGGAGGAUGGGCCAACACAGCUGUGAACACUAUCCGGAAACCAAACUGAAACACACAGAGCCUUCAGUUUCCAUGUUUAAAGGUGUUAUUGUGGUGUCACUGUCAAAUGUACUGAGAAACUUUCCUAUAGCUGCUUGAUUUUUGUCUUCCAUGUAUGUUUAGCAUUAUUUGUGAGUCUUGUGUUUACAUGUCUCAGGUUAGCUCUGUAGGGUGAACAUCCUCAUAACUACCAAAGGGAUUGUUUAAACAAUAUAUUUCAGUUACAUAUCCUAACUAGUAUAAAGAAAUGCUGCACUAUACUCAGAUUGUAGCUGUAAAACUAACGCUAAGUGUUUUGAGAGAGUACAGGUGCUUUGUCUUUACUAUAUGUGUAUGUAGAAAUUCUAAUGUUUUUAUAUUCCUUUUAAUAAACCAAAAUUUUAUAUUUUUUCUUUUUUA